Molecule: messenger RNA, 903 nt
Organism: Rodentolepis nana
Lineage: Eukaryota; Metazoa; Platyhelminthes; Cestoda; Cyclophyllidea; Hymenolepididae
Source: the annotation of a GenBank genome assembly
AUGUCAAGAUUAUGCUCAACGGAAAAUCUAAAUUCAAAGUACAUAAAGGAAGAAAUAAUUGGCUCAGGUACUUAUGGAACCGUAUUUCGGGCCCAAGAUAAAAUUACAGGCAAACAAUAUGCAAUAAAACGAAUUUUAAUUGAUAAUUUUGAUAAUGGUAUUCCAGCCUCCACAAUGCGUGAAAUAGGCGUUCUUAUUGAGUUAAAUCAGUUCAAUCACCCAAAUAUUGUCGAAAUACAUGGGAUUAUUCAUCAAGAUCGAAAUAUUUCAAUCGUAUUCGAGUUUAUCGACUGGGAUUUAAAAAAGUACAUGGAUUCUCUUAAAAAAUCCGGUUAUAAACCUCGGGGAAAUUCUAUUGGUGGUCUUCCACUUCCUUUGGUUAAGGUAAAGCUAAAUGUUCUUAAUUUUUUGAAGGCUUUCACUAGACAAUUACUUGAUGCUCUCCGUCUCUGCCACAAAUACAAAAUAAUUCACCGAGAUAUUAAGCCAUCGAAUCUUUUACUUACCAAGCAUGGUGUCCUCAAAUUAGCAGACUUUGGUCUGUCGCGAACUCAUUCGAUUAAUAACCGAACCUACUGCCAUGAAAUCGUAACCCUUUGGUAUCGAGCGCCAGAAAUAAUUCUCGGAUCAAAUGCUUAUUCAACUGCCAUUGAUAUUUGGAGUACAGGUUGCAUCGCUUAUGAAAUGUAUACCGGAAAUGUAUUAUUUCAAGGUGACAGUGAAAUCGAUCAGUUAUUUAAGAUCUUCCAAAGGUUAGGAACUCCUAGAAUUGAUGAAUGGCCUGAUAUAGAAAGAAUGCCAGAUUAUAAUGAAGAUUUCCCCCAGUUUACUCCAAAGCCAUUUGGACGAGAACUGUCAAGAGAAUUUCAGUCUUUCCUCAAGGUAACAUCAAUUUACACGUAA